AUGCUACAGAGCAAAAAGCGAAAUUCUUGCCGCGUCAGCCCUCAAGACCUGCUCCUUCACUUGCCUUUGACCUGUGACAGUUUCCAAGUCAUGGCCCUUCGCAGCGUGUCUUUGUUGCUUUUGGUGGUGGUUGGCCUCGCUCAUGAGACAGCACCAUCAAAGCCUGAUGCGACUGCUGCAGUUGGGCCAGCAAACGAGACUAGUUCCACAUGGAGCAACUUCGUAUAUUGCAAGUGCGGACUCACAUGCGUGAAGCAGAUGGGAUCUUGGUACAUCUUCGACCUUGGCCAGUCCUGUGCUUGCCAAGCUUGUCCUGAAGAACCUGCAGAUGCCACAGGACACUUGCGAGGAAGCCAGGAGACUGCGCCAAAGGAGAUUCCAAGCCAGGAGAACCACGAGACAGAGCCUAAGCCAGCGGAAAAGCCUGACGCUGCCGCGCACACCAAGGACACUGAGGGCACCGAGACAAAGUUGAGUCUCAAGAGUCUGAAGAUCACCCCAUCCACAGAGAAUGAGGACAAGUGGGAAGGUGCCAGUGUGAGCGGUAGCAACAUGCUCUACUGCAAAUGCGGCAAGAAGUGCGCAUAUGGUCGGCAGUUGGGUCUCUACACUUACUACUGCUUCCGCUACGGCUGCAAUGCCUGCUAA
Cladocopium goreaui is the source of this 648-nucleotide messenger RNA. The record is from the annotation of a GenBank genome assembly. Lineage: Eukaryota; Dinophyceae; Suessiales; Symbiodiniaceae.